GGGGCUGCGCCGCCGCGCGUUUGGGAUUACAGUAAACACAAGUUGUUUCUUUAAUAUCCUAAUAGGCUUUGACGAGAUAAUGCAUUUGCAGGCAUAUAAAACGCGAAGGAAACUAUGUAGUAUGUCUUCUUGUAGGGGUUCUGAGACGCUCAGACUCACCACUGCCUAUAAGUGCAUGGAUGUUUACGUCAGUGAAUGAUUUGGAAGUUUGUAAAGGCCAUCAACCGUUGCUUUAUGAACUUUGUUUUUAUUAUCUGAUGCAUUUUAUGAGUGCUGGCUAAGAUGGUUGAAAACAGAUGCUUUGUUCAGAGAGAGGAGGUUUACCGCUGGUUCUCCGUGUUGAGUUCGGCGCAGAGGGCUGAGUUCCUUUGCGGCCUUUUGGACCUCUGCGUUCCCAUUGAGCUACGCUUCCUCGGUUCAUGUUUGGAAGACCUAGCCCGAAAAGACUACCACUCUCUGAGGGAUGCAGAAAUCAAAGCCAACAACCCGGCUGACCUCGCCAACUUGACCAACAUCACGGAUGAGGUCGUGAGGAGCAAGCUGCUCGUCUCUCUCGCGAUCCUCAGCUCGGACAACCGCGUAGCGGCGGGAGUUUUGUUUCGGACCCUCACCCAUAUCGACACCAUCAUUAAUAACUACGGACUUCAGCUUAACGAUGGCCAGACGGGAGAGCAGUUUUUGCUCCUCUUCACCAUGGCUUCGAACCAUCCCGCCUUUAGUUUUUAUCAAAAGCAGGUGCUGAGGCAAGAGUUGACACAGAUCCAGGAGAUCCUACAGGUGACAGUUGGUGAGGCGCCUUCGACGUCACACGGGGGCGGGGCCAGCGCUGCUGCGCUCCCAAACGUGAGCGCGACCCCGACCUUCUCUUCCUACAUCACAACAUCCACCUUCAACUCUUGCCAGGCUGGAUGUCCGUGUUGCAAGACCGUGCAUCGGGAGGUCACAGGAGGGCAGACAGACGAAGGUUUGGGUCCUGAGAUCAUGCCGCCGAGUCCAUCACUCUUGUGCCAGGAAAUGCCACUCAAAGUGCAUGUCGGAAAACCCAGCAAAGAGUAUGUUGAAAGAAUUGAACUAAGGGGAGUUGCACCCAAAUCAGACAAAUCAACAGAAUACAUCCUGGAGGCCUUGUGGUCCGACUGCACUUUGUCGACUGUCAGCAAAACCCCUCAGGAAGUGGUGGAGUUUAUCUCCCAGCUCUCUCAGCUCUUUCCCGAUGAAUGUCUAGAGAAACUUCUGCCCCAAAUGCCUGGACUUGAUUCCACUCAUGAAUUAGAUCCUCGAUGCUUGACCUCUCUUCCGCCUCAAGUUCUCAAACAUGACAAAGUCCGUUUCUUCUUCAGCACUUCAUCUGCACCUCAGCUCCCUACUAGCACAAAUCUGGGCUGUCUGCUUCAGUAUAGGGGAGCGAGGCCCAUUUGUGGUGUCGCCAGCAUCCAGCCUGUCCUAAGCGUCCAUGCGCCCCUCCUGCAGAGCUCCCCUGCACACCUGCCCCCUCUCCCCCCUCAGACAGCGGUGGCCAUCCUCCCCGGCACUGCCAUGGGGGAGCGCAGUCCACCACAGAUGCACCUCACAAACCCCGCACCCCAACCCCAGUCCCAGCAGCCCAGCCCGGAGCAGAACGGUAUCCUGGACUGGCUUCGUAAACUACGGUUGCAUAAAUACUACCCUGUCUUCAAACAGCUAACCAUGGAGGAGUUCCUUGCUCUCACAGAAGAGGAUCUCAACAAGUACGACCUCACUCAGGGGGCCAAGAAGAAACUAAAGACUCAGCUGGAGCUUCAGAAAGAGAAGCUGGAGAAGAGAUACGUGGUGUCUCAGUUUCCUGUUUCAUGUAGUGGGGUUGCCAGAGUGAGCCCUUCCAGUCAUAUCGGAUCCCUGACACACGCACACUCUGGAAGUGAGCUACGAGUAGACGUUGAGAACAACUCGUUGCCCAUUCCACGGGACAGCAGUUCCUCCUCAGGCUAUUCCAGUGCUCCUUCCAGUCCAAUGACCCCUUUAUCACGUGACACUUCCUUCGACCGGGUUAAAGACCCUCACAGACGUUUAGAGUCUGGUUUGGAUCCUUGUGAGAAAGAGCGGUCAUGCUUUCUCCUCAAUCCUGUGGUAUCCACCGGUCCCAGCCGUCCCACUGCCCAAGUCCUACCGGUCCAGAACGAUCCCUCCCUCUGUCCCUCCCAAAUGAGUUUGCCCCCACCAUCCUUGCCCCUCCCCUCCCCAGGCCACGUUCUCAACUCUCCCCGCAAACCUCGUCCACCCCCUCUCUGUUCAGAAGAACGUCCCAAACCGAUGGGGUCUGGGGUCACCGUAGGUGUCCGGCUGGAGAACAUCUUCCGUGGAUUGAAUCUUGAUGGUUCUCCGGGGCACCAGGACAUGUCGGUCCCCCAUGGGCCCCUCACAGUGCUUCGCUCCCCUCCAGGUCUCAUGGUGGAUACCAGCACUGCUCUCACCUCCACGUCUAACACCCUCCAUCAUGUUUCUCACCCACCCUUACACUUACAAGUGUCUUCUUCUGUUCCACGCACAGGAUCGUACCCUUUCUCCACCUUGUCCUCCUGCCCGUCAUCGAGUUCCUCCACCAGACCCUCCUUCUCGCCUGUCAGUGGAGUUCCUAUAGCAACGACCAGCAACGUUCCCAUGGCGGCAGUACCCGGCAACACCUACUGCGUAAACAGUACAUCCGCAGUCACGCCCAGUUCUAGCCCAGCAUCCACAGAGAAUAGCGGCUACGCCUCAGUGCAAGCAAACAGCACUAACUCCAGUUCCUCGUUGUGCAUUUGUAGCUCUUGCGGUUGUAGCGGUAACUGUGGCUCCUAUGGGGCCCUUCCAGCUAGCUACGCCGGAUACUUUCCUCAUCCGUUUUCAGGAACAUCAGUAUUCACGUUAGGGCCUUUGCUUCAUUUCAGCCCCCUCCUUACAGGAAGUGGUACCGCCUCCCCCUUUUCCUACCCCCUGGUGGCCCCACCUAUUUACAACAGCAGUCUAUCACAUGACUCGCAACAAAAUAUUGUGCUUCCACCAGUGCAGGGUUUUCUAGGGGGAGGGGGUGGUGUGUACCAGCCCCAUGGAAUGAUGGGAAACGGAAGCUCUGGGCAUAAGAAAACAGGGAAUGUGUCCUGCUAUAACUGUGGGCUGAGUGGGCAUCGAGCACAAGACUGCAAGCAGCCAGCAAUGGACUCUGCACAACAAGGGACGUUUCGUCUGAAAUAUUCCCCGCAGUCAGACAGCCAGGACUCAGGAGACUAAAUGGUGCGAAUGAACUGGGUUGAACCUGCACCUUCUUCGAUGUGUAAAGACACUUGAUGUACGUCCCAUUGGAUCAUACUUCAAAUGUCAACAAGGCAAAGUAGGAUGUCGUUUCGAACACUGACUUACCC
Messenger RNA from Sinocyclocheilus anshuiensis, 3377 nucleotides. Its product is annotated as zinc finger CCHC domain-containing protein 14-like. The record is from RefSeq and is a predicted model, not a curated record. The coding region runs from base 283 to 3246 and encodes 987 amino acids. NCBI's taxonomy places the organism in Eukaryota, Metazoa, Chordata, Actinopteri, Cypriniformes, Cyprinidae. Gene Ontology annotation, molecular function: protein binding; zinc ion binding; phosphatidylinositol binding. The transcript is spliced from 14 exons.